AUGAUCGUUGAAGACGACUCGGCUAAGGACAACCAUCAUCGUAACACACGAAAUGUCACCAUGGACGUGGUUGGUCGUUCUUUCGAAUCAUUGGAUGAAAUUACUUUACAAUCUCCUCAAAAUGAUGAACAAGCAGAUGAUUUAAAUUCGAACCAUGAUAUACAACAACAAGUCAACAACAAUCCGUAUGAUUGGAAUUAUUUCAAAAAUCGUUUAAAAAUCAUGGGAAUUUCAUUAUUGUUUUUUCUAAUUGUGAAUGUUCUCUUGUUAAUGGUAUUAUAUUUUUCAAUACCUCGAUGCAUUGUUUUGGGAUUUGACUUGCAUUUGGAUACUUUGAUUUGGUAUUUUUGUUUAUUAAUUGAAGGAUUUUUCUAUGUUUCGAAUGUGACUGAAGAGAGAUGUUUACGAAAAUUAAGACAACAAAUUUCUUCUUGUUGUUCAGAAGAAGAGCAAGAACAGGAAUGUGCUCCUUCACCUCCUUCAUUCCAACAAGUUCAUCAUGAACUGAAACAUUUCACAAUGAUGGAAAUGACUCUCCGUGAUUACAUGAAACACUUUUUUCAACAAUUAUUCAAAGCAUUUCGAAUGAAAGAUUUUUCACAAUUUUCAGAUUAUUACUUGCAAGAUCGAGAGGGAACUAUUAAGGAGCUCUUGAAUUUACUUUCACCUAGAUGUUUCAAAUUAUUGGAAGACUCUUCCAAGAAUGGAAUUUCGACAAGUUUUGGUUCAAAUUUAUUUAUCUACUUUCCAUUGUUUUUAGUGUCGAUUGUGCAUUGUUUGGAAACAAACACUCAAUCGACUUUGUUUGAAUAUUUGCUUUGUAAUGGAUUAUUUGGAGUUGCUUUUUACAUUGGUUUACAAUUUACCUAUUUAGACAAAAUAGAGCCACUUCAAAAAUUUGGCGACACUAUUGUCAACUCGACCCGAUGGAAAGAAAUAGCAUUUUGGGAAUGGAUUGGAUUAAUUAUGACUGGAUUAGCUGUUAUUACUCUCAUUCUAUUACAAUUAUUCAUGUUUUUCACACAACUCGGACCACAUAUUUUACUAAGUUUUAUCAUUGGAUAUUUGCUAGUAGUGACAAUACUCGCCAUACUCUAUCUUUCUCAUUUCAGAAAAACUCACUACCUCCACAUGCAUCAUUAUUUUCUCGUUGCUCUACUCAUUCCAAUGUUGAGAAUUCGAAAUGUUUUUCUAAUUGGCGUCAUUGCUUGUGGUAUUUGUUUGGGAGUGUAUUGUGAAGGAAUUACACGUUGGGGUAUGCACGGAGUGUUCAUUAGGAAGAGAACUUGA
Messenger RNA from Naegleria lovaniensis, 1290 nucleotides. RefSeq lists its product as uncharacterized. Bases 1 to 1290 code for a protein of 429 amino acids. The record is from RefSeq and is a predicted model, not a curated record. The transcript has a single exon. Lineage: Eukaryota; Heterolobosea; Eutetramitea; Acrasida; Naegleriidae.